AAUUUGGCACACAACCCUUCUCUCGAAUUCAAACCCCAAAUCUCUCUCUGGCCUUUUUCUUUCUCUACCUGGAUCCAAUUCCGGGGUUUAACUAGGGUUUUAAGUCUAAUCAGAUCCAUAUCCUUUUUCUACCAGCUCAGCUCAGCUCCAAUCUUUCCACUUUCUGGUUAGGGUUUAUUCUCUCCAAUUUUCGAACUUCAAUUCAAAUCUCAUCCAACUCCGUCACUUCUCUCUCAGCUCCACUUUUCAAUGCCCCCACCAACUGGUACAAUUUCUCUAGUCUCUACAACUCAGUGAGAACAAGGCUUUUGCUAUUGGGAAUUGUACAUUAAGAAUGCGCAUCUUGGGGAAUUCUUGCGAAACAGUGGUGCUGAUGGAUAAGUGAUAUGAGGUGUUGAAUAUGAGCGAUGGGGGUGGGGAGAGUGGAAGAGAGUUUGAUCGGGGCACGAAGAGAAAGUCAAGUGAUCGAGAUUUUCCCCAAGCAAUUGCCAAGAUUGCAGUAGCUCAAAUAUGUGAGAGUGCAGGGUUUCAGGGUUUUCAGCAGUCUGCACUUGAAACACUCUCUGAGGUUGUGGUUCGGUACAUUCGGGAGUUAGGAAAGACUGCACAUACCUAUGCUAAUUCAGCAUGUAGGACAGAGUGUAACAUUUUCGAUAUUAUUCAGGGUUUGGAAGAUUUGGCAUCGCUGCAGGGGUUUUCAGGUGCUUCAGAUAGCGAUCAUUGUCUUGCAGGAUCGGGCACAGUUAGGGAGAUUGUUCAGUAUGUUAGCGAAGCUGAGGAGAUCCCGUUUGCUCAUUCCGUUCCCCAUUUCCCAGUCAUCAGAGACCGGAAGCAAACACCUAGUUUUCUGCAAAUUGGAGAAGAGCCUCCUGGGGAUCACAUUCCCGAUUGGUUGCCUGCAUUUCCUGAUCCACAAACUUAUGUUCAUUCCCCGGUACUGAAUGAGAGGGGGGCAGAUCCUUGUGCAGGUAACAUUGAACAGGCCCGGCAACAUAAGAAGGCAGAGUGGUCUUUGUUGAAUUUGCAGCAGCAGUUGGCUUGCAAUGGGUUGGAAGGACCUUCCAUGAUUGACCCUGGAGAUGCUGCCAAGGCAAGACGAGCAGCUGAAACUAACCCAUUCCUUUCUGCCCCUCUACACUUUGGGGAGAAGGGAGUUUCUCCAGUUUUUCUUCCAGCUAAGCUUUCUAAUGAAGCAGUUGUGGAAAAUCAAGCUGGGGAAAAUCAUGCUGUGGCAAAUCAUGUUUCAGUGUUAGAGACGUUUGCUCCAGCUAUUGAGUUAAUGAAGAGUAGAUCAUGUGAGUCUGAAGAGGGGAGGAAAAAAGUUCUUUCUAACCAGAGACCAGCUGUGCAAUUUAAGAUUGAGAUUGGCAAGAAGUCCACAGGCACAGCCCUGGAUUUGAGCUUUCAAAACAAGGAUGUUGAGAAGAUCACCUCUUGGUUUGGGAAGGAUAAUGAGAAGGAUGACAAGAAAAGGAGGGCAGAGAAAAUUCUGAAGGAGUCUAUGAAAAACCCACAGGAACUGGCUCAGUUGUAAAAUAGGUCUUUGUCCUUAGGAUUUGUAUACUUCUAGAAAACUGGCAGCAGAAGCUGGUUCCAAGGUAGUUAAAAUUGUGUGGCAAAUUGUUGUCAGCAUAUGGGUAUUACACACUGCGGGAGGGGAAUGUUCCCACUUUAACAAGUUUUCAAGUUCACUUUUGGUGGUUGUGCAGAGUCAUAUUGUGGUUCUGUUGGUUUAGACUGUGAGGCAUCACCUUGUGUAAUAUAUACAUGAUCCCAUAAAAGAGUUCUAGCUGGAAAAAUGUCUACAAGAACCUUAUUUUUUCUGCCUUCUAGUCAACUGAAACUGGAAGAUGCUCUCUUCAGAUUUGUUUCAUAGGCCCUGAUUUAUUAACAUGUUUCAAUUUCUGUAUGAGAAUUAAUGUCAGCUUGUGCUUAUGGUUUGGGAGAAAUGUUACAUGAAUAUGGCCAUUGGCCAGGAACCUCUUUCUUGUGCAAUAGACAGUUUCAGCUUGACAAUUAAAUAUGAAGUUGCAAGUUGUGCUUAUUGUCAACUCUAACAUAAGGUUUUAAAGUGGAAAAAGUAAAGAGGAAAUAAAAAAUAAUUUAUUUAUUUAUUUAUUUUUAUGAGAAACAACAAUGUGAUAUAUUGAAUUAGGAAUUAAGAAGUACAAUAGAAGGAUGAGGAAUCCUCCUACUAACAAAAGCUAAACAAAAGGAAUACCACAAACCAUAAACCGUAAGGUAACUCCUCACUAACUCACACCCUUAGAACUACACAUUGCUAACCAAUCAAGUUGAACCACAUUAAGGGGAAGACCCUUAAAAUUUAUAGUGAAAGAGGCUUAAAAAGAAGUAAGGAAAUGAACGGUAUCCCAAAGAACCUCUAAAGUCUUGCCUUGUCCUAAAAAAUCAUAACUGUUCUUUCCCAUCACAAAACCUAAAUUAAAGCGAUACAAGCAAUUUGCCACAAUACUAUGCCUCUCCUGGAGCUUCCCAAUCCUUUAUAUGAAAUAGUCACCAUAUCACAAAUACUCCUUAGGAGAGCUCAAUCCAUCUUGAUCAAUCUAAAUAAUCUGUACCAUAGCCCCAACGUUAGAGGACAAUGUAAAAAGAGAUGAUUUACCAAUUCUCCAUGCUCCAUACGUAACUUAUAGAUAUUAGGAUUGAGGGCUUUGUAAGGUCUUCUCAACUGUAGUAUGUCAUUAGUGUUUACCUUUUUAUGUGCCACUAACCAAGCAAAGGACUUAACCUUAAAAGGGACUUGAGAUUUCCAAACAAAAUUAAUAGUGAAAAAAAGGAAUUAAAUCAGAAUGGUGGGACAAGACUAAAAAGAAGACUUUAUUGAAAAUAAACUUGAAGAAGAUAAAGACUAAGAUCUCGCAUUUGGAACGGACGGGGAUAAGUGCAAAUGAGCAAGAGAGGGCUUAAGUCUUUCUAGAUCUUUUAUUUCAAAAUUAGAAAUGUUACUAUGGAAGUUAAAAUUUCAAGAGAAAGGAUAAGUAGACCCAAGAAUUGAUGAAAUAGGAAGCUUUUUACCUGUGACUAUUCUAAAAAGUCUUGGAAAUUGAGAACCCAAAGAUUGAUCCCCCCACUACAAGUCUUUCCCAAAAAUAGAUUCUCUCCUAUUCUUCCACCACAAACUGAGCAUACCUAGUAAAAUCUUGAAAAACCUGUGCAAUAGCCUUUCAUGAGCAACAAUGUGACUACUUGACUAUAGUGUUGGCAUCUCAUCUAUUUGUAUGUGUCCCAUGUAUGCUUAGAAUAACCUGAUGCCACAAAGCUGAACUCUCCCUAAGAAACCUCCACAGUCAUUUCCCUAAUAAAGCAUGAUUGCUUAGAGGAAUCUUCCCAAACCCCAAUCCCCCUUUCACUUUAGGCUUACACAAUAAAUCCCACCUAGUAAGAUGGUCUCUCUUAGUCUCUAUAGCCCCUAACCAAAGAAAAUCCAUUUGCAACUUAUCAAUUUUUCCCACGACUGCAGCGGGAAUCUUGAAUAAUGGUAGGAGAUAGCUAGGAAUAUGGGAGAGACAUGAAUGGAUAAGCAAUAAAUGAGCCCUGCAUAUUCAGUGGAUUUCAGAAUUUCCAUUUUUAUUGCCUGGAAUUGUUAUGCCUUUCUUCCUGAUCUUAUUAAAGGUGGUUCAUUCCCUAAGCUUG
Molecule: messenger RNA, 3654 nt
Organism: Vitis riparia (riverbank grape)
Lineage: Eukaryota; Viridiplantae; Streptophyta; Magnoliopsida; Vitales; Vitaceae
Product: transcription initiation factor TFIID subunit 8-like
Exons: 3
Coding region: 401-1534 (377 amino acids)
Cellular component (GO): transcription factor TFIID complex
Molecular function (GO): protein heterodimerization activity
Source: RefSeq, a predicted model, not a curated record